AAUUCACCUACAUCGCCAACCCCUUUAUUGAGGGAGACCCUGGUCGGUUUCUCCCCCCCGCACCCUCCAUCAAUGUGACCCGCGGAAUCUUUCAGCGCGCCCGCGCAGUGCCUCUCAGUGGAAUGCUCCGAGGGGCUAAUGGUCUUACCAUUGACUUUACCUAUAAGUGCUGGGUUGCUCGGUUUUAUUGAUUAUCUAUCACGUUUCGACGCGUCUGGACUAUUCCCAACAACUUCAUCCCCCAAGACACUCACCUAGAUGUCCUCAUAGUGCCAAGAUAUAGGUACUCAUCCGCUCAUCAUGGCAUUUAACAAUGUGAUAUCGGAUUUUGGCAAAGUUAUCGUUGGACAUCUCGAGCAUCGCACAGAAAAGGGGCCGCAAAAUGAAUCUAAUCGCGCUGACGCCCUUGUUACGACUUCGGAGGCGACUCUGGAAUCAUUCGCCGACGUAGACGAGAAGAAAAUAUUGAGAAAGAUGGACCUCCGGUUGAUUCCGAUGCUUGCGAUGCUGUAUUUAUUGUCUUUCCUAGAUAGAGGAAACAUUGGCAACGCGAAGAUCGAGGGCCUCCAAGAAGAUUUAAGAAUGAGUGCCGAUGAGUAUAACUGGUGCUUAACCGUGUUUUUCUUCACCUAUGCCGCAUUCGAAGUACCAAGCAAUCUAUUAUUAAAGAAACUACGCCCUUCAAGAUGGCUUCCGCUUAUUAUGGUUGCGUGGGGGGUAGUAAUGACAUUGAUGGGCAUAGUAAGGAGCUACCAUGGUUUGCUUAUUGCGCGAUUGUUUCUUGGUGUAACUGAAGCCGGCUUAUAUCCCGGGUGUGCCUAUUAUCUCACGAUGUGGUAUUGUCGCCACGAAAUCCAGCUUCGACAAGCCAUGUUUUUCUCGGCGGCGUCAAUGGCUGGCGCAUUUAGCGGGCUGCUAGCUUUCGCUAUCGCGAAGAUGGAUGGUGUUGGAAACCUCGAGGGCUGGCGUUGGAUCUUCAUCCUUGAAGGAAUAGCGACUAUUCUCGUUGCUAUUCUUGCAUUCUUUGUACUAUAUGAUUUUCCCGAAACCGCCUCGUUCCUCACCGAGAAGGAACGGGCAUUUGUCGUGUUUCGCUUGAAGUACCAAGGACAGUUACAAGGAAAAGAAAGUCCGCAUGUAGCCCAAGCGGAGGAGUUCGAGUGGAAAUAUGUUUUAGCAGCCUUCAAAGACUGGCAGAUAUGGGUUAACUUAUUUGUUUAUUGGGGUGUCGUGUGCCCAGUUUAUGGCAUCAGUCUCUUCCUCCCGACGAUUAUCAGAAAUCUUGGAUACUCUGCAAGUACCGCCCAGCUUAUGACGGUCCCGAUAUAUAUCACAGCGGCAAUCUUAGGCGUCAUAUUCGCUUUCAUAUCGGAUCGCCUAGGAAAGCGUAGCCCAUUCAUCAUCUCAUUCUUCUUACUGAUGAUCGUAGGGUUCUCAAUGUGCGUAUCUAGUACCAAUCCUCGAGUAAUUUACGGGGGUGUCUUUGUGGUAGCCUGCGCCAUUUAUCCGGCAUUCCCGGGCGUGGUCACUUGGCUCUCGAAUAAUUUAGCAGGCAGCUACAAGCGCAGUGCUGGAAUGGCCAUCCAAAUCGGCAUUGGGAAUCUAGGCGGAGCUAUGGCAUCGAACUUUUAUCGACAGAGUGAUGCGCCUCAGUACAUUCUCGGACAUAGCUUGGAGUUGGGAUUUAUUAGUGUCGGUGUCAUCGCCGCGGUGAUUCUGGUUAUAGCAUACACUUCCAUCAACAAGAAACGAGAUAGGAUCAUGCGCCAGGGUGGGGACAGUCAAUUCACUGCUGGGGAACUAUCCGCCAAGGGUGAUAAAGCCGUCACGUUCCGAUACAUGAUUUAGACCUUUAGAGACAGCAGAAGAGAGGACAUGGUUGUCCAAGCCGAGAGAAUGGAGUGGAAUAAUAGCCUUAUCGGUAACCAAGAGGUAGGUUCUAAAGCCUACCU
Daldinia loculata is the source of this 1952-nucleotide messenger RNA. Its product is annotated as MFS general substrate transporter. Gene Ontology annotation, molecular function: transmembrane transporter activity. Gene Ontology annotation, cellular component: membrane. Bases 301 to 1848 code for a protein of 515 amino acids. Gene Ontology annotation, biological process: transmembrane transport. NCBI's taxonomy places the organism in Eukaryota, Fungi, Ascomycota, Sordariomycetes, Xylariales, Hypoxylaceae. The transcript has 8 exons. The record is from RefSeq and is a predicted model, not a curated record.